CUUUACACAUCUGCUGUUAAAUAUAAAGAUUUCACAUCCUGUUUCUUUAGCUGACAUGAUUUAUUUAUACUUUGUUGUUGUUGUAUGGUUUGUGUGAUAUUGCGGUCGGCAGGAUCUGCGGGUGUCACUUUGUAUACAAACAUUAAGCCACACAGUCUGCAGUUUAAGGAGUCCUGGCGCUCUGGGCUUUGGUCACCCACAUCAUGUACAUUCAGGACUACUGGCGCACAUGGCUGAAGGGACUCAAGUUCUUCAUGUUUGUCAGCUCGGUCUUCUCCCUCUUAGCUGUCGCUGCUUUCGCCACUUUCAUAACUUUAUCGGUUAUAGAAAAGCAGUCAUUAUCUGACCCUAAGAGCUUCUACCUGUCAGCCGUGUGGAGUUUCAUGACUCUGAAAUGGGCUUUUCUGCUGGGCCUGUACUCCUACCGCUACCGCCAGGAGUUUGCUGACAUCAGCAUCCUCAGUGACUUUUGAUUGGCUCCUUCAGCUCUAAUGGAUUUGUAGUUGCCAGUCGGUGGCUUCACCUGCCAACAUGAAGAAGAUGGAAGGAUGGAUGGAUGGUUUUCCUUUUUUAAAUACCGUCUUAACGGCCUCUUUCUUUCACAGAAAAGACUCAAAUCUCAUCCCCUCCUUCCCUCAGAUUCAGGCCCUGUAGUAGGAAGUCAGUGAACAUCAGCCUCUUUUCUUGUCAAUUUGAGUUGAUAAGGGGUUUUCUACUGAUGCUGGAUGAAGGUAUGUUAGUGUUUGAUUGUAAGUGGAUACACUAAUAUAUGGUCACAGGAUGUUGUUACUUUACUCAGGGCAACUUCUUUCCAAAAUGUCAGAUGUGAAAUGAAGGCUCUCCUUCACUGUCAACAAAAGAAAAAUGUGCAAAAACUGUAUUUUUUGGAAACAGCGUCUCGUUGGACCAGUUCUCUGUAAAUGUCGCUUUUGAUGGGUGGAUAUUAGUCCCUCAGAGCAGUGGAGCGACUUUGGUUGACGGCUGGACCAUACAAUCAAUUCAGACACAGCAUUGGUAUUUGUAGGAAAUAAUAUACAGUUUAAGUCAGAAUUAUUAGCCCCCCCCCUCCCCCCCCCCAAUUUUUUUUCAUUUUUUAAA
Danio rerio (zebrafish) is the source of this 1098-nucleotide messenger RNA. NCBI's taxonomy places the organism in Eukaryota, Metazoa, Chordata, Actinopteri, Cypriniformes, Danionidae. The record is from RefSeq and is a predicted model, not a curated record.